GAAUGCUGUGCAUCGAUAGCAUUUAUGCUCGCUGAUUUAUUAGGCGCCGGCUCUGCUACCCAAUGAAAUCAAUCCAAAUCCUUUUUUGUUGAGCAUUUUAAUUCCUCCUUUGCUUGCCAACAAAGGAGUCCAUCUUCUUGUAAACGUAAAAAAGAAAUACAAGAUUUUGGUUGGUUUCCACACCAUCACCGCGCUCAAGAAAUUGCAAAAAUCUUAGAGAGUGGAGCCAUUGACCGUGGCUGCAGGUAGGUAGCUAGCAAUCAUCCGAGCAAAGCAUUCCAAGGUUCCCGGAGAUGUCGUCGUCGCUGGAGGUGGAGGGCUCGCAGGGCGGCGCAGCAGAGCCGACGGCGACGAGCCGGCUGAAGCGGCACGACUCGCUGUUCGGCGACGCCGAGAAGGUGUCCGGCGGCAAGCACCACGGGGCCGACGUGAGCUGGGUGCGGACGCUGCACCUGGCGUUCCAGAGCGUGGGCGUCAUCUACGGCGACAUCGGCACGUCGCCGCUGUACGUCUACUCCAGCACCUUCCCCCAGGGCAUCAGGGACAACGACGACCUCCUCGGCGUCCUCUCCCUCAUCAUCUACACCCUCAUCAUCAUCCCCAUGCUCAAGUACGUCUUCAUCGUCCUCUACGCCAACGACAAUGGCGACGGUGGCACGUUUGCGCUCUACUCGCUGAUCUCGAGGUACGCCAAGAUCAGGAUGAUCCCGAACCAGCAGGCGGAGGACGCCAUGGUGUCCAACUACAGCAUCGAGGCGCCGAGCUCGCAGCUGAGGAGGGCGCAGUGGGUGAAGCACAAGCUCGAGAACAGCCGGGUGGCCAAGAUGGCGCUCUUCUGCCUCACCAUCCUCGGCACCUCCAUGGUCAUGGGCGACGGCACCCUGACGCCUGCGAUCUCUGUGCUCUCUGCGGUGAGUGGGAUCAAAGAGAAAGCUCCAAGCUUGAACCAAACGCAAGUUGUGCUGAUCUCGGUGGCCAUCCUGUUCAUGCUCUUCUCGGUGCAGCGCUUCGGCACCGACAAGGUCGGCUACACCUUCGCCCCGGUGAUCUCGGUGUGGUUCGUCCUCAUCGCCGGCAUCGGGCUGUACAACCUCGUCGUCCACGAGAUCACCAUCCUGCGCGCCCUCAACCCGUGGUACAUCGUGCAGUACUUCAGGAGGAACGGCAAGAAAGGAUGGGUGUCACUCGGUGGCGUCGUCCUCUGUGUCACAGGCACAGAGGGCAUGUUUGCUGACCUGGGGCAUUUCAACAUCAGGGCCGUGCAGAUCAGCUUCAACUGCAUCCUGUUCCCGUCGGUGGCGCUCUGCUACAUCGGGCAGGCGGCGUACCUGAGGAAAUUCCCGGAGAAUGUCAGUGACACAUUCUACAAAUCAAUCCCAGCGCCGAUGUUCUGGCCGACCUUCAUCGUCGCGAUCCUCGCCGCCAUCAUCGCCAGCCAGGCGAUGCUCUCCGGCGCAUUCGCCAUCCUCUCGAAGGCGCUGUCCCUCGGGUGCUUGCCCAGGGUGAGGGUGAUCCACACCUCCGAGAAGUACGAGGGGCAGGUCUACAUCCCCGAGGUGAACUUCAUGAUGGGGCUCGCCAGCAUCGUCGUCACCGCCGCCUUCAGGACCACCAACAGCAUCGGCAACGCGUACGGGAUCUGCGUGGUGACGACGUUCAUGGUGACGACGCACCUGAUGACGGUGGUGAUGCUGCUGAUAUGGAAGAAGCACAUCGUGUUCAUCCUGCUGUUCUACGUCGUGUUCGGGUUCACGGAGAUGGUGUACCUGUCGUCGAUCCUGUCCAAGUUCGUCGACGGCGGGUACCUGCCGUUCUGCUUCGCGAUGGUGCUGAUGACGAUGAUGGCGACGUGGCACUACGUGCACGUGAAGCGGUACUGGUACGAGCUGGACCACGUGGUGCCGACGGGGGAGAUGACGGCGCUGCUGGAGGAGAACGACGUGCGGCGGAUCCCCGGCGUGGGGCUGCUCUACACGGAGCUGGUGCAGGGCAUCCCGCCGCUGUUCCCGCGGCUGAUCCGCAAGAUCCCCUCCGUGCACUCCGUCUUCGUCUUCAUGUCCAUCAAGCACCUCCCCAUCCCGCACGUCAUGCUGCCGGAGCGGUUCCUCUUCCGGCAGGUCGGCCCCAGGGAGCACCGCAUGUUCCGCUGCGUCGCCAGGUACGGCUACAGCGACGCGCUGGAGCAGCCCAAGGAGUUCGCCGCCUUCCUCGUCGACGGCCUCAAGAUGUUCAUCCAGGAGGAGAGCGCGUUCGCCGCGCUCCCCGGGGCGUCGGAGGCGGAGGCCGCCGCCGCCGCCGCCCCCGCCCCCCCGGCGGCGGACUGCGACGCCGCCGCCGACGAGCACACGGCGAGGCCGAGGCGGUCGACGAGCUCCGCGGUGCACAGCGAGGAGGCGAUCCAGCCGUCGCGGGGGAGCAGCCACUCGGGCAGAAUCAGCCUCCAGCUCCAGGCGGCAAGCCCGCCGAUGGACGUGGAGGAGGAGAAGCGGCUGAUCGACAGGGAGGUGAGCCGCGGCGUGGUGUACCUGAUGGGCGAGGCCAACGUGUCGGCGGGGCACAAGUCGUCCCUCAUGAAGAAGAUCGCCGUCAACUACAUCUACACCUUCCUGAGGAAGAACCUGACGGAAGGGCACAGGGCGCUCGCCAUUCCCAAAGACCAGAUGCUCAAGGUCGGGAUCACAUAUGAAAUAUAGGGAUUAAUUAAUUAGACGCUUGAUCAAAUUAAGUAUAUAGCAUAAGAUUGAGCCUAACCACCAAGGGUUUCUUGGAGCAUGCAUGAAUGAUGAUGGUGAUGAUCUGAAAGAGAGUGUUAAAGUGCCUCUGUUGAUUGAAUAAAUUAGUCCAAGCUAAAAGUGUGGACAGGCUUAGCUUUUUUUUUUUUUGCUGGGAGGUUUCAUUUCUGUUGCCUCAUCUGUACAGUGUGGUUGUGUGUAAAAUGGAAUCAAAAGUUGUUCGAUGGGUGGUGCAUUGCGCCCAAGAGAGCUAUUUUACCA
Oryza brachyantha (malo sina) is the source of this 2993-nucleotide messenger RNA. RefSeq names its product potassium transporter 1. The record is from RefSeq and is a predicted model, not a curated record. Gene Ontology annotation, molecular function: potassium ion transmembrane transporter activity. Gene Ontology annotation, cellular component: membrane. NCBI's taxonomy places the organism in Eukaryota, Viridiplantae, Streptophyta, Magnoliopsida, Poales, Poaceae. The transcript has 8 exons. Bases 294 to 2693 code for a protein of 799 amino acids. Gene Ontology annotation, biological process: potassium ion transmembrane transport.